UAUCACACCAGAGGAGCGAAACUCGAAGAAGAAACUGUGAGAAGAGCGUGAGGGAGACUAGUUUAAAAAUGACGGAAACCAAGAGAGCUGGUAUGGAGACCAAGGGAAAAGCCAUGACCUUCCAGUCUCAAAAGGAGAUGUUUGAGAAGAUGGAGGAGUCUUUUAAAAUCUGUGCCUGUUGUGAGAAGAAGCCAAAUCAACUUUCAAACCCACCGAGCAUGAAGCGCUGUGCCAGAUGUCUAUUUGUUUACUACUGCUGUAAAGACUGUCAAAAGAAUGACUGGCCCAAACACAAGAAAUUCUGCUCACAGCUGUGUCUGGCUUCCAUUGACCGAGUUGUGGAAUGGCUUUUAUUCAAAGGAGACCUACCGUUCCCUACAGAGAAAUGGUCAAAGCCCCAGUCAGAGAUUAAAGGCUGGGACGACUGGCUUGCGAUGCAGGGGGAUCUCACACCUCGCCUCGAUCCCAUCUUAAAAGGAGCAAACAUGAAAGACUUGUGGACCAACGCCGGCAGGCCUCCGCCUGUCGAUGAGGUCCUGAAGGAUUCUCUGUGGAGGGUCUGCAGUGAGCUGUUCUCCAGGCCGCUGACCAUCGCCUGGGGCAUGAGGCUGUUCGGUCUUAACCCCAUUUCCAAACCUCUCACCAUUCACCUGGUGGGAGCGGGCCAAAGCGAGACCAUGGGAGCCAGACUGACGGACUACGACGAGCUGAACAACAUGUUCCCCGGACACCAGGGCAUAGAGAUAGUCAUGGUGGGACCAGAGGUGGUGGACGGGCCCAUCGUGAGGCCUCCUCUCAGGGCGUUCGGCCCCAGGCAGAGGGUCUUCAUCAGCGCCUACAAGGGCCUCUACCACCAGUUCUGGGAGGAGCUGGUGGAGAAAGAGGAAGCAGCCAAGCCAGACCUGGUGGUUGGAUUUCAUCCUGGAUUUGAUGCCAGUCAGGCGCUGGAACAAGGUUGGCUUCCGACUCUUCUGCUCCUCAGGGAUUAUGAGAUUCCUUCACUUUUCACUGCUCUCAAUGAGACGGAGAUGACCUACUCCCUGCAGAUCCUGCUGGAGUUGGAGAUGCAUUUGAAGGGAAGUGGAGCUUGCCCCUUCGCGUCGCUGAAACCAGAAGUGGUGGGCUCGUCUCCCAACAAACCUCCCGUCUUCUGCAACUCCCACUACUUCUGUUUCCAGGGUCUGCUGGAGACCGCCGAGUUCGAGGAGCCAUAGGAGGCCUGUAGGUGCUCACCCACUGUCGUCAAAGCUGGACCCCUGAUGUCUUUCGGACUGUGAAGCAUUGUUUCUAUAUGCCAUUUCCCCCCCUUGUAAUAAGGUUUAACAAUAGUGUGUAAAUACAUUAUUGUUCGUAGUUAAUUUCCAUUUCAUAGUUCUCAGUGUUUGCCAUGAAAUUUGCAUUCACUAUCUCAGAUUCCUCGCAUCCGUAUUAUGAAAUUUGAAUAUACUGUCCCUUGCUGAUUUAAAUAUACUGGCCCAGAACUAUUGUUAACUGUGAGGGAAUUAAACAUUGUGGCAACUGUCAAAUGUCUACUUAUAUUAAGUUACAAUAAAAAAAUGUAAAUGAUUAAAUAUAGGGGAGACUGCAUUGUCUAACACAG
Molecule: messenger RNA, 1600 nt
Organism: Notothenia coriiceps (black rockcod)
Lineage: Eukaryota; Metazoa; Chordata; Actinopteri; Perciformes; Nototheniidae
Product: putative protein MSS51 homolog, mitochondrial
Exons: 6
Coding region: 69-1214 (381 amino acids)
Source: RefSeq, a predicted model, not a curated record